GUGUGUCAAGUCGCAUCGCCAGUCUCUUUUUCACUCUCCGUAAGAAAAGACGGGCGGCGCGAUUGCCUCAAGAGUGAGCAAACGCGACAGUUCGAGAAAUACCGGGCGUGCAACAUUGCCUCACACCCUUAUACACUUUUGGCGGUGAAACUUUUAGGUUGGUUUUCUAUUCCCGAGACGGAUUACACGGUGAUGCUUGACGAUUAGUGCACCGGUUUAUUUUAUUUGCUGUUGGGACAUAAGGAACCGAAGCGAUGUUACGUUUGUUUAUGGUGUCGUGGUUCAUUGCCACUACUUGGGCGGGAUGUCCGCUGAGCCCAACGCCCGAGCAAACUUCCGCCGACCGGCUUCCCGGAGACGGUGGUUAUCGCAUACUCGUCAGUGGUAACUACGAUAAGUACAUCCCAAAUGCAGUUUAUACAAUCAGUCUGCAAGGUCCUUCAGAUUACGAAAGGCCAAAGCAAUUCAAAAGGUUUACUCUAUCUGUGGAUUCGCAAAACGCGCCAUUCAAUCUAGCUACACGAGUUGGCUUUUUCCAGAUAUUCCCCAACUCCUUGAUAGAGUUCAAUGAGGAGUGCGUCAAUACAGUCUCUGAGGUAUCAGAUUAUCCAAAAACUGAGGUACAAGUGAUGUGGCGGGCACCGCCCGCAGGAUCUGGUUGCGUCAUUUUCACCGCGAUGGUCAUGGAGAAUUCACAUCGCUGGUUCGCCGAAGAUAGCAAACUUAGUAAGACCUUCUGCGAAAUGAGUACCAAUGAAACUGAGAGCCUCGAUGAACUUCGUUGUUGUGCCUGCGACGACGCCAAGUACAAAUUGGUGUUGGAAGGUCUAUGGUCGAGUAAAACUCAUCCUAAGGAUUUCCCAGAACAGGUUUGGUUAACGCACUUUAGCGACCUUGUUGGCGCGUCGCACGAGACGAAUUUCUCAUUUUGGGGACGGGAGCAAAUAGCCACCGAUGGAUUCCGCCAAUUAGCAGAGUGGGGCUCGGCGUCUGGGCUCGAGGCUGAAAUGCGUAAUAACGCACAAUAUUUGAGGACCUACAUUAAGGCACCUGGACUUUGGUAUCCCAAUGUCAAUACCAAUACCAGUGCUACUUUCAACGUGGAUCGUAAGCAUCCACUAGUCUCAGUGGCUUCGAUGUUUGGCCCUUCACCAGACUGGGUAGUCGGCGUAAGCAAGUUAAACCUGUGUCAACGUGAUUGUACAUGGAUCAAGGGUAUGGCAAUUGAUCUAUACCCGUGGGAUGCUGGUACCGAUAGUGGAAUAACUUAUAUGUCACCUAAUGCCGAAACUAAUCCUCGCGAAUAUAUGAAACCCAUUACUACAAUGUAUCCCGAAGAUCCAAGGGCGCCGUUUUACGAUCCGUCUGGUCAACCUAUGCUGCCGCUUGCGAGAUUGUACCUCGACAGGGAGGAGAUUAAGAAACGCAGCUGUGAUGAUAGCGAUUUGGAGGAUCUUCCUGCUGAGUUUUAUGUGAAGGAGGAGACCGGAGACGAAAGACCGGAGUGCAUGACAACAGAGUUCUCAGAAUGGACGAAAUGCUCAGUAACCUGCGGUAAAGGCAUAAGGAUGCGCACAAGAGGCUAUAGGAUUCCAGAGAAAGCAGCGAUGAUGGGCUGCACUCGACAGCUCGUGUCCAAAGAGAUGUGCUUGGCCCCCGCUGGAGAAUGCUCAGGUGAAGAUUCGAGCUCCGGUAGCCUUAGUCCCUUCCCCGAUUUAAACGAAGCCGAAUGCUUAACGGGCGACUGGAGCGAAUGGUCAGAAUGCAGUUCAUCUUGUGGAAUGAGCUACAAAACUCGACGUCGUCAUCUACAAAAUCCAGCCAAUCGCAAAAAAUGUUUCCACGUCUCGUUGAUCGAUAAACAAAAGUGCGUAGCUCCACCGUGUAGCAGUAACGAGCAAGAAGAUGCUAUCUGUAGAGUAAGCGAUUGGUCAGAUUGGUCGCCGUGCAGUGCUUCUUGCGGUAAGGGUUUCAAGACGCGGGCGAGACUCUUAUUAGUAACACCUGAGGAAAGAACCGCGUGUUCAGCUAAAUUAGAACUUACGCAGCGUCGAGCUUGUCUUGAUCAGGCCGACUGUACUUUCGAUAUUGCUCAUGCCAAAGUUAUCUGUAAAGACAAGCCAGAGAAAGGACCCUGCCGAGGUUACUUUGAGCGAUGGGCAUUUGAUUCUGAAAAAGGCAAAUGCGUACCAUUCGCUUACGGUGGUUGCCGUGGAAACCGAAACAACUUUAAUACCUUUUCCGAAUGCUCAACGAUGUGUGACGUUGUGAAAGAGACGUCGAGUGGAAUCCAACCGACAGUUCGAUCAGUGGUACCUCGGCAAUUAUCCAAUGAUCGAAUAGCUACACGUGCUUUAGACGAGGUAUCUUCGGUAGAAGAGCCAAUUAAUUGUCAGGUGUCUAAUUGGUCUCCGUGGACCAAGUGUAGUGUCUCUUGUGGCAAUGGACGUGUCACCAGUACAAGAACCAUUAUUAGACAACCUGCUAAUGGUGGAAGGCGUUGUCCAAAACGAAUGACCCGACGUGCCAGGUGUCAACUUGCACCUUGUGAUUAACUCCCACUACUCAAGAAUAUCUAGUGUUAUCUGUACUAUUUUUGUGUUAUCAAUACUAUAAUUUUUUUGAACUAUCAUCUAAGUACUUAUAACGUGUAAGUUUGAUUCUUUUUUUAUAAAAACUUAAAGUUUUGAAUAGAAGUAAACAAUUUAAAGAAUUAAUACAUAUCUUAGUUUACGUGCAAAAGAUGUGAAGAAAAAAAUGUUUAUUUGUAAAGGUUACGUGACUUAACAAUAAGUACUUAUUCGUAUUAUAAAGGAAAAAUUGACAAUUUCGCUGAUGAAAAUAUCUACCAAAAUAUAUAUUUUUAUUUGAAAUGAACUAUGCAAGAUGUGUUUAUAUAUUUUUAAAUUAUGUGUUUAUAGAUGGAAUGACAAUUUUGUAAAGUACGGAAGGCAAUCAAAUAAAUUGAAGUAGUAGAAUAUACGGGAUUUUAUUGGUGGUCAGUUUUGUAUUGAACAAUUAGGUGUCGCCAAAAUGUAUUUCUUUUAAGUACGUAUGAUAGACGACUUAAAAGAACGUCUUAAAUAAUGCUUUUUUUUAUCUUUUUUUAUAAUUUUGAUUCCCGUAUUUUUUGUUCAUCAUUAUAUAUAUAGUCAUACCUCUUGAAGAUCACAUUUUUAUGCUUUCAUGGAAGAUACUAGUAUAUAAUAAAUUAAAAUGACUGAACUUUCAUUUUUACAGUUACAAUUUUUCAGGUUUUCAUUAUCUUAAAUCACGAUCAACGCGAUUUGUGUAUUCUAUUUUUGUUUUCUGUUCAACACUUAUAAAUAUUUUUAAAUUCAUUCGUAUUAUAUCAUUUACACUAAACACAAAAUUUUUUAAUUGUAAACUAUGAAUUACUUUAUCAAAGUGAUAAUAAAUUACUUGUCACUAAUAUAAGCGCAGUGCAAUACAUUUUUAUGCACAAUGAAAAAAAUUAAGCAAAACAUUAAAAUAAUCUUGUCUCACA
Messenger RNA from Phymastichus coffea, 3508 nucleotides. It is a transcript of the gene fat-spondin, whose product is annotated as spondin-1. The record is from RefSeq and is a predicted model, not a curated record. The transcript is spliced from 12 exons. Lineage: Eukaryota; Metazoa; Arthropoda; Insecta; Hymenoptera; Eulophidae. Bases 255 to 2555 code for a protein of 766 amino acids. Gene Ontology annotation, cellular component: extracellular matrix. Gene Ontology annotation, biological process: cell adhesion. Gene Ontology annotation, molecular function: serine-type endopeptidase inhibitor activity.